GCCACACAGUGUCAUAACUACAUUCCCCACAAUGCCUUUUUAACGUAACAAACGUCACGCCGUUGUCUAAUUUUAGUGACAUUAAAACUUGGAACUACACUCACAACUCCGCUGUCCACAGCAAUAAUGGAGAAUCCUGCCGAUAAAACAGGUUUGAACCCAGUCCUCCUGCCUCUAGAGUGGCUUCUGGGAACAUGGGAGUCAGAUGAGCCUGGUGAGGGAUGUUUCCCGACAAUAAAGCCUUUCCGCUAUACAGAGACCCUGAACUUCAGCCACGUGGGACAGCCAGUCAUCAACUUCAUGUUCAACGCCUUCCAUGCAGAAUCUAAAAAGCCUCUGCACAGGGAGUGUGGCUUCAUCAGACUGCAGUCUGGGACCAACAGGGUUGCAUUUAUCAUUGCCCAAAACUCUGGUCUGGUUGAGAUUGAGGAGGGUGAACUGACAGGGAAGCAGCUGAACCUGCAGACUCACGCUUUGGCCAGGAUUUCUUUUGCCAAGGAGCCACAUGUGCAGCAGAUUUCCAGAGUGUUUCAGCUGAGGCCAGAUGGUAGGCUUGAGCAGACGGUUUCCAUGGCAACAGACAACCAGCCACUGAUGACACAGCACUUGCACAUCACUUACCGUCGAUCAUAGUGAACCGACAAUCUACCUGGCAGUUAUUUAUGGUGAAACCGAGAGGUUUGAUGAACAACCCUGUUUGAUGCUGACGAUAUACACGCUGCUGAUCAACAUAAUACUUUACAUUAACGUCUGUUGAAUGGAGUCUGGAGUCCAAGUGUCACAAUUAUGAGUGAUGUUUCAUCUUAAGCCACUCAUUUUUGGAUAUUGAACAGAAAGAGGGAAAUGCAUUUAAAUAAAAUAACAUUUCUAAUGUAAUGUAUCACCUAUUAGUUUGCAUGGAGAGCUACUCCGCUGUUCAACUACUUAUUGCUGCAAGUGAUUAGUAAAAUACACGUUACUUUACCUGUGGUUAUUCAAGGUCUUUAUGUUUUGAACGUAAAGAUUUUACUGCACUAAUUAAAAAAAGAACUAUGAGGUCUUUUUGUCUUCACUGCAGUCUGUCCUUUUUUUGUGGUCUGGACAAUAGUAAUGUAAAGCUACAAUACUUUUAUAAGUUAGAGCAUAUCCUUUUCAUUUUUAUUCAUUCGUAUGGAAAUGUAAUAAAGAAGUUCAUUAAAAAAUGUAUUUUUAAGUCUAGGUUCUGACCUUAAAUCUUAAAGAUAAAGACAUUAAAACCUAAACAACAACAAAUCAGUGAUGAAGACUAUGAAGAAGUUUAUUUUGAAUUUAAAAAAAUCUUUCAGACACAUUAAUAACACUUGUAAAGCAUCACCCAUCAGGCAUAUCAUGCAAUCAUCCCCAAGAGCUGUAGUACAUGCUCUUCAUAGUGCAGUAUUCAAGUUUCAACAUUAAAAAAAUAAAGUAAAACCAUAAAUAAAC
Messenger RNA from Cynoglossus semilaevis (tongue sole), 1440 nucleotides. RefSeq names its product THAP domain containing 4 (gene thap4). The coding region runs from base 127 to 633 and encodes 168 amino acids. The record is from RefSeq and is a predicted model, not a curated record. The transcript is spliced from 5 exons. Lineage: Eukaryota; Metazoa; Chordata; Actinopteri; Pleuronectiformes; Cynoglossidae.